AUGGCUUCCAAAGUCUUGAGCUUUUCUAAGGGCCUGAAUGGCUUGGCAACAUCUAAAAAUGUCUCUAAUCUGUUGAUAAAGAGAUGGUGUACCGCAGCACACACCCUGGCGGUGAGAAACAACAUUGAAAAGAAAAGAAAGCAAGCUUUAUUGGGAGGGGGUCAAAAACGGAUAGACAAACAACACAAAAAGGGUAAACUGACAGCCAGGGAAAGAAUCAACUUGCUAUGUGACCCAGGGACCUUCAGAGAAUAUGAUAUGUUCAUGGAACAUGACUGCGCAGACUUUGACAUGGAAAAGGAAAAGUAUUCGGGAGACAGCGUUAUUACAGGACAUGGUCGAAUUAAUGGACGUCUUGCCUUUAUGUUCAGUCAAGAUUUUACUGUGUUUGGCGGCAGUCUGUCUGGAGUCCAUGCCAAAAAGAUAUGUAAGGUGAUGGACCAGGCCAUGUUGGUGGGUGCCCCAGUUAUCGGACUGAAUGACUCUGGGGGUGCCAGGAUCCAGGAGGGGGUAGAAUCUCUAGCAGGUUAUGCUGACAUAUUUCAGAGAAAUGUUAUGUCGUCUGGUGUCAUACCACAGAUCUCUCUCAUUAUGGGCCCCUGUGCAGGUGGCGCAGUGUACUCACCCGCAUUGACAGAUUUUACGUUCAUGGUGCAGGACACAUCUUAUCUGUUCAUCACUGGACCCGAGGUCGUCAAGAGUGUCACAAAUGAAGAUGUCACUCAAGAGGAGCUGGGCGGAGCCAAAACUCACACCACAAUUUCUGGCGUUGCCCAUGAAGCGUUCAACCAUGACAUUGAAGCCCUACUGAGAAUGAGAGAGUUUUACAAUUUCUUACCAUUGAGCAACAAGGAUCCUGCCCCCAUCAGACACUGUGAUGAUCCCUGGGAUCGCCUGGUGCCUGGACUUGAUACCAUAGUCCCACUAGAGACAACUGCAGCCUACGACAUGAAGGAGGUCUUGCUUGGGGUUGUGGAUGAGAGAGAUUUCUUUGAGAUUAUGCCUGGGUAUGCCAAGAAUAUUAUUGUGGGCUUCGCCAGGAUGAACGGUAGAACUGUAGGGCUUGUAGGCAACCAGCCUAAAGUGGCAGCAGGCUGUCUUGACAUCAACUCGUCUGUGAAGGGGGCUAGAUUUGUUCGAUUCUGUGAUGCCUUCAACAUCCCAAUCAUCACAUUUGUAGAUGUCCCAGGAUUCCUGCCAGGAACCGCCCAGGAGUAUGGAGGUAUCAUUAAACAUGGUGCUAAGUUAUUGUUUGCUUACGCUGAGGCAACUGUCCCAAAAAUCACCAUCAUCACCAGAAAGGCAUAUGGUGGUGCCUAUGAUGUCAUGAGCUCUAAGCAUCUCCGAGGCAACACAAAUUAUGCCUGGCCCACAGCUGAGGUGGCAGUUAUGGGUGCCAAGGGUGCUGUUUCGAUCAUUUUCCGUGGUGAUCCCAAUGUUGCUGAAGCAGAAGAAGAAUACAUUGAAAAGUUUGCUAACCCCUUCCCUGCAGCUGUCAGAGGUUUUGUUGAUGACAUCAUUGAGCCGAAUCUGACACGUCGUAGAAUCUGUGAAGAUCUCGAUAUGCUACAAGGAAAGGCACAAGAAAACCCAUGGAAGAAACAUGCAAACAUACCACUAUAAACUAUUUGAUAUGGUGUCUAUGAAAUGUGAAGAUUUAGUGGAUACAAUGUGGUCAAUAUUUUGAGGAACUUGCUAGCUAUAGCUUUACCAAAUAUGGACAUUGCCGCACGUUUUAAACUGACUCAAUUUGAAGAAUCUUGCUAGCUUGUCUCUCCAGAAUAUGGACAUUUUAUCGAUGUAUAGUAUUU
Molecule: messenger RNA, 1811 nt
Organism: Owenia fusiformis
Lineage: Eukaryota; Metazoa; Annelida; Polychaeta; Sabellida; Oweniidae
Source: the annotation of a GenBank genome assembly